Rhodamnia argentea is the source of this 636-nucleotide messenger RNA. RefSeq lists its product as uncharacterized. NCBI's taxonomy places the organism in Eukaryota, Viridiplantae, Streptophyta, Magnoliopsida, Myrtales, Myrtaceae. The transcript has a single exon. The record is from RefSeq and is a predicted model, not a curated record. The coding region runs from base 1 to 636 and encodes 211 amino acids.
AUGGCUUCCAGGCUUCUGGUGAUAACCAUUAAGUCGGUCGAGUGCCUCAAGGCCCACGGUGUCUACCUAGUCGUCUCCCUCUCCGGCGACGAGAGUUACAAGAAGCAGUGCACCCCCGUCCACAAGAAAGGCAGCACCCCCAACCCCUGGUUCGGCCACACCUUCGAAUUCACGGUGGAAGAGGCCGCGCUUCUCGACACCCGCCUUGAGUUCAAGAUCGAGAAGAAGAACACCUUCUUCUGCUUCAAGAAGGGCUGCUUCUUUGGCCGCAAGACUACUUACGUGGUCGGCAAGGUGGAUGUGCCCGUCGAGGAUCUGCGUCCGGAUGGCUCCGCCAGCGACAUGAAUCCCAAGGUGCUGAGCUGUGAAGUGAGGUCGUCCUCCCCGAAGAAGACCAAGGGGAAGACCAUGGCCGUUCUCGAAUUUUCCUACGAGUUCGGCGAGCAGUUCCUCGUCGAGGCGCCCCCGGACCUGGAGGAGGUGACAGUCACGACUACUGAAGCUGCAGAGCGCCAUCAGACGGGGAACGCCACUCCGCCGCCGCCCCAGCAUCACCCCGGUCGAAACUUCCUGGAAAGGGUGGGGAUCGCGGCGAUAGCAAGUGUGUUCAGUAACCUCGUAUUCGGCGGCGAGUAG